AUGAAAGGUGAAGCUACUUAACCUAAAACUUAAACAUAAGGAUCUGCAAUAAAGAAUGAUAAACCCUUGAAAUAAGUGAAAUAAUCAAGUCCACUGAAACAUUAAAUUGAACCAGAGGUAGUGUGGCCAUUUUUUGCUCCCUAACCGGCACUGGUCAAUUAAAUGAGAUUUUGGGAUCGAAAAAAUUGCAAGAAUGUUUAUCCAAGCAAAGAGGAUUUAAGAUUUUAAGCCAUAAUGUUGAGAGUGGGAAAAAAGAAAAAGUCAACUAAGGGUUAUUUUUUCAAAUUAAGUAAAGAUGGAACACUAAGUUAUUACAAAAAGGUUUCACUUUUAAAUAUAAAUAAGGAAUCUGAUAAAGUAGCAAAAGGAUAUUUAUAAAUAACUAUGGAUUACGUAGCUCAUCUUUUGGAACAAAAAAGUAAAAAAGAUUCGUUACUAAUUGUUUAAAUUGAAAAGUAUUAAGGACUCUCUAUAUCAAUAUUUGAUGGAAAAACUCAAUUGACCCUUGAAUUCUUUAAUCAUCUUAAAGAUUAUUGCAUAGUGUCUGGAAUGGAUAAAUUAUAUACUUAAAUGGAACUGUUAGGUAAAGGUUCAUUUGCUUCAGUAAAUAAUAAAUGUGAUUAAUAUAAUAGGUAUAUAAGGUAAAGAACUUAUCUAAUGAAUAAAUGUUUGCAGCUAAAACAUAUUUCAAGGAAACAUUUGAUCAAUCUUAACAUAAAUCUAAAUUUGUGGUACCAUUUGUUCAUUAUUAAAGCUGAGCUUAUGAUAAAAAACGAAAUCAUGGUUUUACGUAAAGUUAUUCAUCCUGGUAUAAUUCGAUUAUACGAUGUUAUUUAAGAGAAAGAGAAAUUAAUAUUAAUUAUGGAAUUAGUAUCAGAUGGAGAUUUGUAUAGUUUGAUAAAGGAAAAGAAAAGGAUCCCUGAAAAGGAAGCUGCUGUAAUGUUAAAAGGUGUAUGUGAAGCAUUACAUGAGAUGCAUAUGUAUAAUAUUAGUAUAAUUAUAUAGUAAUGAAUUUGUACAUAGAGAUUUAAAAUUAGAAAAUAUUAUGAUGAAAUCAAGAGAUUAAUAUAUAAUUAAAUUAGUUGAUUUUGGAUUUGCAGAACCUAUAAAUCAUAAAGAAUUAGUAUCUAAAGCAGGAACUCCUGGAUAUAUUCCACCUGAGAUUUUCAAAUUAUUCCCAUAUACAGAUAAAGGAGAUGUAUUUUCAGUUGGAGUCAUUUUUUAUUCAGUAUAAAUAUUUUGUAUUAUAAUUAUAGUUAAUAUCUGGGAUUUCAUGUUUUAAAGGAAAAAAUUAUUAAGCAGUUUUGGAAGAUAAUAGAAAAUGUGAAAUUAGUUUUAUGAAAUCAGUAUGGAAUGAUAUCAGUAGUGAAUGUAAACAUUUGUUAAAGAAAAUGUUGGCUAGAAAGCCUGCUGAUAGAUAUACUUGUGCAGAUGUACUUAAAAAUGAAUGGAUUUUAGUACAUACUUCAAAUGAAUAUGAAUAAUAAGCUGGUUAAUAUAUUAAUUAUAUAAUUUUAGAUUCUGAAUUAGAAAGAAGAAAUUCUUAUUAAACAAUGAAGAAAUCUCAUUAUAGCCAUUAUAAUUCAGUUGAUGGAUCAUAACCUGAUUUUAAUAAUGAUUUUUCAUAUCAUACUAAUGAUUUAAAAUCUUUUUAUCAUCGUAAUAGUUAGAAAACAGUAAAAACUCAAAGAUCCAUUUAAUCAAUAAAAUCAAACAGUAAUAUUAUUAAUUUUACAAUUAGAUGAUAAAAUGAAAUAAUCAAUGAGAAAUAAAUCAGCACAUAGUAAAUAAUAAUAAUUUACAAAUUUUAAGAGUUAAACACUUAAACAUAAAAAUAAAAGUGCAAUUCAUUCAAAUACUGGAGAAGGAGGAGGAGAUUAAAAAAGUGUGAGAUGGGUUGAUAAGAAAAAUAAAAGUGAUGAACCAUCUUUUGGAGAUAAAAAAGAGAGUAAUAAUUUACUUAUUAUUUAGAUGAUUCAGUUAAGACAUCAAUUUCACUUAAAAUUUUUGAAGAUUUCGAAGCCAUUAAUUAAACAAAUGUAGCAUUUUUAAAGAUGUCUCCAAUAUUGUUUAAUUUACAAAAGAAACCAGAUUCUGAUGCUAAAAUCAAUGAAGCUAUCAAAAAGAAAAAAUAAUAAGCAACUCAUUUAAUGAGAGUAAAAUGA
Paramecium pentaurelia is the source of this 2165-nucleotide messenger RNA. The record is from the annotation of a GenBank genome assembly. Lineage: Eukaryota; Ciliophora; Oligohymenophorea; Peniculida; Parameciidae.